AUGGACGUCGAGGCGCCGCCGACGCCGUCCGCGGACGCCGCCGUCGCGGCGAACGACGCGAACGCGAACGCGAACGACACGAUCACCCCGCGCGACCCUCUCCUCGCCUCCGACGCCUCCAAGCUCUCCAUGCGAACGUCGCCGUCGGCGUUCGCGGGCGAGAGAGCGUCGAUGCAGAGGUCGCAAUUCGGCGAGCAGGUGGAGGCGGGGAAGCGCACGUCCCCGUCCGUCGGGUUCGCGACCGCGUCCAGGUUCCCCUGGCUCGAGAAGCCGGACUCCCCGAAAGCGCCGCGGCCGCCGUCGUACGCGGUCCCGGGGCCGGGCGCCUACGCGCCCGCCGCCGCCGUCGGGGAUCAGGCGCGUUCUGAUCGAUUGAUUCAUCACGCCGGUUCCCGUACGACCGCGUUCACACUGGUCCCCAUACGACCGCGUCGCCGUGGUGAACGCCGUUCCUUAAGGACUUUCUCUCCCGGCGGUCAUUUCUCUCCGCACAGGGUCCCUCGCUUUCAAUCCCGACACACCGCGAUGCCUUUCAACUCCGCUUCUGACGCCUUUCGACUCCACCCCGACGUCGCUUCGAACGACGCUUUGAACGACCCGCCGCAGAUCCUCGCCGAGCGUCGCACGUGCCCGCGCGCGGCGUUCGGCAAGGCGCAUCGAUUCGCGACCGCGCCGAAGCGCAAUCGCGCGCCGGACCCGGGGACGUACCCUCUGCCGCCGUCGCUCGGGAAGCAGCCGGACAGCACCAAAGAGACCGGCGCGACGAUCUCGUUCACGCGCGGGAGUCGAGAGGUGUCGUCGGGCGCGGUGGAAGCCGGGAGAGACGCGCCGCCGUCGACGCGGUACACGCUGAAGGAUUCGCUCACGAACUCGCCGUACAAGUCGAUCGCGUUCACGCGAGACAAGCGCGCGAUAGGCGACGGCGCGAAGAAGCGCGCGGACGAGCGCGACGGCGGCUCCGGGCCCGGACCCGGCGCGUUUCGAGCGGAGCGCUCCGUCGGUCCGCAGACGCGCAGCGGCCGGCGGCGCGCGCCGUCCGCGUCGUUCGGGACGUGCUACCGCGACCAGGCCGCGAAGGCGAGCUUGAGUCGCGAGCAGGCGAGCGCGAUCUUGGGAGGGAGGAUGGGGCCGGGGCCCGCGGUCGAGCCCCCGGGACCGGGCGGACUCGGCGCGCAGAUUCGCAGCGCCAGGAGGAGCGCGCCGUCCGUCGGGUUCACGAGAGGGAAGCGUUUCGGGAAGGGCGAGGACGCGGGCAAGGUCGACACCCCGGGGCCGGGGUCGUACCGAUGCUGA
Micromonas pusilla CCMP1545 is the source of this 1293-nucleotide messenger RNA. RefSeq lists its product as uncharacterized. NCBI's taxonomy places the organism in Eukaryota, Viridiplantae, Chlorophyta, Mamiellophyceae, Mamiellales, Mamiellaceae. Bases 1 to 1293 code for a protein of 430 amino acids. The transcript has 3 exons. The record is from RefSeq and is a predicted model, not a curated record.